Amphibalanus amphitrite is the source of this 2678-nucleotide messenger RNA. Its product is annotated as guanine nucleotide-binding protein G(I)/G(S)/G(T) subunit beta-1. NCBI's taxonomy places the organism in Eukaryota, Metazoa, Arthropoda, Thecostraca, Balanomorpha, Balanidae. The record is from RefSeq and is a predicted model, not a curated record. Gene Ontology annotation, biological process: G protein-coupled receptor signaling pathway. Gene Ontology annotation, cellular component: cytoplasm; heterotrimeric G-protein complex. Gene Ontology annotation, molecular function: signaling receptor complex adaptor activity; protein binding. Bases 234 to 1256 code for a protein of 340 amino acids. The transcript is spliced from 10 exons.
GAAUCUCACGGAGACGGUCGAAGAAGAGAGGUGACUUGUGGCGGUGUUGGAGAGGCGAGAGGACAGUCGGAGCCGAGGGGAUGAAACGGUGUCUGAAGAUGGGAUAGAGGUAGUGAUAUUGAAGCGAGUGCGGAGAGCCUCGGUGAGGUGGUAGUGUGUGUGUGAUGGAGAGGCGAGCGACUGGGCUGUGACGGCUCCUGUGUAAGAUUUUUUAUACUUAAUUUUUAGCAAGUAUGAAUGAGCUGGACACGUUGCGACAAGAGGCGGAGACACUUAAAAAUGCUAUUCGAGAUGCGCGAAAGGCAGCAUGCGACACCACGCUGGUGCAGGCCACCUCCAGCAUGGAGCCCAUCGGGCGGAUACAGAUGCGCAACCGGCGGACCCUGCGCGGCCACCUCGCCAAAAUCUACGCCAUGCACUGGGGCUGCGACUCAAGGAACCUGGUGUCGGCGUCUCAGGACGGCAAGCUGAUCGUAUGGGACAGCUACUCGACCAACAAGGUGCACGCCAUCCCUCUGCGCUCCUCAUGGGUCAUGACCUGCGCCUACGCGCCCUCGGGCAACUUUGUGGCCUGCGGCGGUCUCGACAAUAUCUGCUCGAUAUACAGCCUGAAGACCCGGGAGGGCAGUGUGCGCGUCAGCAGAGAACUGCCCGGCCACACGGGCUACCUGAGCUGCUGUCGGUUCGUCGACGACAACCAGAUCGUGACCAGCUCCGGUGACAUGACCUGCGCACUAUGGGACAUUGAGACGGGCCAGCAGUGCACGGCGUUCACCGGCCACACCGGGGACGUCAUGUCCCUCUCGCUGGCACCCGACAUGCGCACAUUCGUCUCAGGCGCCUGCGACGCCUCCGCCAAGCUGUGGGAUAUCCGCGAGGGCACCUGCCGCCAAACGUUCUCUGGCCACGAAUCGGACAUCAACGCGAUAGGCUUUUUCCCGAACGGCUACGCGUUCGCCACGGGUUCGGACGACGCCACGUGUCGUCUGUUCGACAUCCGCGCCGACCAGGAGCUGGCCAUGUACUCGCACGACAACAUCAUCUGCGGCAUUACCAGUGUGGCGUUCAGCAAGUCUGGCCGCCUGCUGCUGGCCGGAUACGACGACUUCAACUGCAACGUCUGGGACGCCAUGCGCACAGAGCGGGCCGGCGUGCUGGCCGGUCACGACAAUCGGGUCAGCUGUCUGGGCGUCACCGAGGACGGCAUGGCCGUCUGCACCGGCUCCUGGGACAGCUUCCUCAAAAUCUGGAACUAGCCGGCCGCGCCGGCCGCCACCAGACUAAGCCGCUUCCGGGCCGGCCCGGGGGCCGCCCGGACCGCGCACACCGGUCGCACACCCAGCUAGGAUGCUAUGAAUGACGGGACCACGGAGUGAGCGCACACCUACCGCCAGAGGGCGGCAGCGCGCGCGCCCCCACAGUGAGAGAGCGCGCGCGCGCGCAGCCGGCCCCACUGACACACACAGCGAGAGAAAGAGAUGGGCGAGUGGUCGGACGAGCGAACGAGCGCGUCUGCCUGCCUACUGCCAUACAAGAGACGGUGUCUGGUGCGAGCGAGAGAGAGCGAGAGAGCGAGAGCGCGACUGUGAGGAGUCGCCGUCGCCGCCUCCCGCGCGCUCCCGCCGACGUGACGCGCGCCCGGCGCCCGGUCGCCUGGCCUCUAGUCGCCACUGAGGGCGCUCCGCGUGGCGCGCGCAGAACGAGAGAGCGCGCUUCUUCAGUUGAGCGUCAGUAUAUCGUUUUAUUUCGGCUUACCUGGAAGAAGGGCAGCGGCGCGAUGCGCCAGCUGGAGCGCCCGCCGCCGCCGCGGGCUGCGCACCGCCGAUGCCUGCGCGCAGCGCUGCUCGCCCCGUGCGCGCGAGCGCCCGCGCCAGACUACAUGUAGAGUAUUGUGUUUAACGGCAAAAUAAUCAUCAUGUGAUUUGCUGUGAAAAGUCAGUUAUUUAUAAUGUGGCGUUUUACAGGUGUCUCGUGUCGGAGCGGGGGCGGGUCCGAGUCGAUGGCGGCGCGGGUCUGGGUCCGCCGCCGCGGCGCCGCCGGCCGGCCCACCGGGCGGACUGCAGCGCGGCCGCACAACAUCCUCCAGGGCUCAGGGUCGUGCUGCCGUCAGCCAACUGGGCCGGCCGGCGCCAGGGGCCGCCGCGAGCCGACCGCCGGGCCGCUGCCGGGCUGCCCGGACACCCGCGGACGCCACCGCCGCCGCCGUGCCGCCAGUCGCGUGCGUCAUUGUUCGUGUUUCUUAUACGAGUAACAGUAAGUAGUGGUGAGCGUCAGUUGGCCACGCGUGCGCGCUGUUCUCGAGACGUCUGUGGCGUGCGUCAGCCUGCCAAAGCCCCGCCCCGCCCCGCCCUUCCCCUGGAUUGAGAGCGUGGCGCGCCAGCCAGGCUGUGUCACGUGUUAUUUGUAGUCACCCACAGGGAGAGGGCAUGCCGCCGAGUCGCGGCGUCCGCCGCUCGCUUCUGUUUGGUUGUGUAUUCGCAGGCGCGCCCGGGCCGCGCCGGUGCCGGGCCGCCGCCGCCGCCUGCCCCACGCUGCCUCGCCGCCGACGGGGGCGCGCUGGCCGCCCGUCUCAGCGUUCUGUUGCCGCCAAAUUUCAAGCUAUGGCUUCUAUUAUAUCGUUUGUGGAUUUUGUCAUGUAAGGAACCCAUCCGAUUUGUCCAAUAAAAUACUUGUCUUUA